AUGUCUGCUAUUUUAGAUAAAUCCUUAGACGAAAUCAUUGGCAACAAUAAGAGACAAGCCAAGAACAACUCUCGUCGUAACAACAAUGGUCCAAGAAGAACCACCAAAUCCUUCGGGCAUUCCCGUCGUGAACACACUGGUCCAAGCAACAGACAACAACCUGUCAAGAGAGGUCCAGUUAAUGCUGCCGUUAGAGUUGCUCAAUUGUUAAACCGUUCUAAUAGAGACGCUAAAGUAAGCGUAGAAGGUUUGCCAAGAGAUAUUAACCAAGAUGCCGUUAAAGAAUUUUUUGCUUCCCAAGUCGGUGGUGUCCAAAGAGUUUUAUUGAGUUACAAUGAAAGAGGUAACUCUACUGGUAUGGCUACCAUUACUUUCAGAAAUGGUGAUGCUGCUGAUAGAGCCGUAAAGAAAUUUAACGGUGCUCCUAUUGAUGGUGGUAGAUCUAAGUUAAAGUUGAACUUGAUCAUUGAUCCUAACCAACAACCAACCAAGAGUUUAUCUGACAGAAUUAAGGCUGUCCCAAGACAACAAAACAUGAGACAACAAGUCCAAAACAGAUCCAGACAAGGUAGACCACAACGUAAUGAUAGACAACAGGGUCCUCAAGGUCAACAAGGCAGAGGUCCAAACAAAAGAGUCGCCAUGGUUAAGAAUAGAGCUCCAAGACAAAAGAGAGAAAAGCCAGUCAAGAAGUCCUUAGAAGAUUUAGACAAGGAAAUGGCCGAGUAUUUCGAUGAAAAGAAAUAA
Molecule: messenger RNA, 747 nt
Organism: Henningerozyma blattae CBS 6284
Lineage: Eukaryota; Fungi; Ascomycota; Saccharomycetes; Saccharomycetales; Saccharomycetaceae
Gene: YRA1
Product: RNA-binding protein YRA1
Exons: 2
Coding region: 1-747 (248 amino acids)
Biological process (GO): mRNA export from nucleus
Cellular component (GO): nucleus
Molecular function (GO): mRNA binding
Source: RefSeq, a predicted model, not a curated record